Messenger RNA from Lolium rigidum, 1095 nucleotides. RefSeq names its product GDSL esterase/lipase At5g55050-like. Bases 1 to 1095 code for a protein of 364 amino acids. The transcript has 3 exons. Lineage: Eukaryota; Viridiplantae; Streptophyta; Magnoliopsida; Poales; Poaceae. Gene Ontology annotation, molecular function: hydrolase activity, acting on ester bonds. The record is from RefSeq and is a predicted model, not a curated record.
AUGGGUGUCAAUAUAGUCGCUUCUUGUUCCCUAGCAGCAUUCAUGGCUUUCAUGGCUGCCUCGUUGUUCUUGUCUACGGUGACCGUGGCGGCGUCUGUACCAGCGGUUUACGUGUUCGGCGACUCGCUGGCCGAUGUCGGGAACAACGACUACCUGGUGACGGUGCUCAAGGCGGACUUCUCGCACAACGGCAUGGACUACCCGGGCGGCAAGGCCACCGGCCGCUUCAGCAACGGCAAGAACUCCGCUGACUUCAUCGCCGAGAAGCUGGGGCUGGCGACCUCGCCGCCAUACCUCGCCUUGUCCUCAAGCAGCAAUGCCAACUACGCAAACGGCGUCAGCUUCGCUUCCGGUGGCGCAGGAGUCUCCAACGCCACUAACACGGACCUGUGCAUCACCUUCGACAAGCAGAUCGAGUAUUACUCCGGCGUGUACGCCUCGCUCGCACGGAGCCUCGGCCAGGCCCAGUCCGACAACCACCUGGCCAAAUCCAUCUUCGCCAUCACCAUCGGCAGCAACGACAUCAUCCACUACGCCAAGGCCAACACCGGCGCCGGCGCCGGGGACGGUCCCUCCCAGCAGUACGUCGACACGCUGAUCCAGUCCCUCACCGGCCAGCUGCAGAGCCUCUACAACCUCGGCGCGCGCAAGGUGCUCUUCCUCGGCACGGGGCCGGUGGGCUGCACGCCGUCGCUGCGGGAGCUGAGCUCCACCAAGGACUGCAGCGCCCUGGCCAACGCCAUGGCCGUGCAGUACAACAAGGCGGCCGAGGCCGUGCUGAGCGGCAUGAGCGCGCAGCACCCGGACCUGCACUACGCGCUCUUCGACUCCUCCGCCGCGCUGCUCCGGUACAUCGACCAGCCCGCGGCGUACGGCUUCGCCGAGGCCAAGUCGGCGUGCUGCGGUCUGGGGGACAUGCACGCCAAGAUCGCAUGCACUCCGCUCAGCGCCUACUGCGCCAACCGCUCCGACCACGUCUUCUGGGACUUCUACCACCCCACCGAGGCCACCGCGCAGAAGCUCACCGACACCGCAUUUGAUGGGUCGGCGCCAUUCAUCUUCCCCGUCAACAUAAGGCAGCUCAGCGCUAUAUAG